UCUGGCGUUUAGUUUGCUCUCCCAGCACGAGUACAAGUCCGCGAUGACUGCGCUGUCAGAGCUAUCCCAUGAUCAACUCGCCACGGGACUAGUCCUGUCCUGGGCUGCUCGUGCCCAUUCUGAAGCUGCUGACUACCCCAAAGCCCGACGUCUAUUCAAUGAACUGAGGCGGCUGGAGCCCUGGCAGCUGCGUGGCAUGGAUCUGUUCUCCACCGUGUUGUGGUAUCUCCAGGAUGAGAUCGAGCUCUCCCAUCUGGCCAACGAUUUGCUGAAUCUGGACAGAAAUGCUCCAGAACCCUGGUUGGCC
Molecule: messenger RNA, 307 nt
Organism: Dibothriocephalus latus
Lineage: Eukaryota; Metazoa; Platyhelminthes; Cestoda; Diphyllobothriidea; Diphyllobothriidae
Source: the annotation of a GenBank genome assembly